AUGUCCAUAGACUUUCCUAAACCAAAUUAUCUAUCCCCAAAUCCACAAAUCGACAUUCCUUCAGAAAUCCGAAAUCCGAAAUCCGUAGACUCACCCGAAAGCCGUAGGAUUUUCAAUCAGUGGAUUUUUUUUUAUUUAACUUCAUUCACGCAUAGAGUGAUUAAGGAGGGUUAUAAAGCCGGCAAUCUUAAGUCGAAGCAAGUGUAUUGUGCUAAAAAAAAUAAACAUCGCAAGGGCCAAAAUAUGGGCGUUGCAUGUCUUGAUACCGAUGAAGUUUCAUCGAAGGUUGUCAUAAAUGCAUUUACUAAGAAGCAAGGACUCACCAAUUUCAACGUGACCAACAUCGAUGAAAACGCCAAAGAAUCAAAAGGAAUAUCCUCAUGCGCAAAAAGCUGGCAUUCGGAUGAUUCUGGACCCGGUGCAAAGUGUGGUCUCUUCAACUUUGCCAGGAAAAUAAUGUACGUCUGUCCACACGAAGCUACAACACUGAGCAAGAUGAUACGCAUGCUAAAUGUGUAA
Messenger RNA from Striga asiatica, 519 nucleotides. NCBI's taxonomy places the organism in Eukaryota, Viridiplantae, Streptophyta, Magnoliopsida, Lamiales, Orobanchaceae. The record is from the annotation of a GenBank genome assembly.